GCAAAAAUGCGAAGUCGAUCUGACUGCAUGGGUACAUUGUGUGCUAUUACACUUGCGUAUUGAUCGGGAAUACUUGUGGUUUACAAAUAUAUGUACACUUGUAAUGCGAUAGAUCACCGAUCGAUGUCUGUGGAAUUGUAUUCAAAGCUGUCUAAAGUUUGAACGGUGUUUUCUGCUUCUGGUUUGAAAGAAAGUAGAAGUUGACAAGCAUGUUCCCUGAAAUUUGAGGUGCAAGGAGUAGUGAUACAAAGUAUAUCUUCAAAGACCGUUCUUUCAAAAGUGAUGAUAUUUCUUCGAGGGGCGCAUGUGAAAUCUAUAGCCACCGGAAAUGAUUUGUGACUUUGCCGCCACUUUGCCGUCAGUAUUGGAAUAGUAGUUCAUUGCUGCAUUAUCAACGCUUAUUAAGAACUUAUUUUGAUACAGCAAAGUGCUGACAGCGUAAUCUCACUUGUCAUGGAUUUCUUUCAAUCUUUAAUUUGACAUUUCUUUGGCCCAUUCUUGGUCAGCAGUUGCAGUUUGGACGGAUCUUGCUUCAACAUUAUACCUGAGCAAAAAAGACGUGCUGAUGCCUCAUAGUACUAUCAUUCCUAUUUUGGGUUCUAACUUUUAAUAUAGAAACAAAAAUACAUUGACAGGAUGGUUCUACAUAAUGUUAAAGAUUUUAUUCCUUUGCACCUGUGGAAUAAGGAAAUCUAUAUGUGACCUUCGUCUUCCUGGAAAGCAUUCAAAUACUUUGGAUAUUCUUUGCAGAGAAUAAUCUUCUUUGUUAAUGAUUAUCAAUUCUUCAUCGCCAUUGUCUCCUAUUACGAUCCCAUUACUUAAGUCUUACAGCGAGCGACUAUAAAUUGAUUAUUUUUGUUCAUGUUAUAGAUGGAUGCAACGAACUUGAAAAUCACGCUUGAAUAGGGGUAUUGAUGUUCAUUGAGGACCCAAGGGGUACUUCAACGUUCCCCUAGGGCAGUUUUCGAUCCCCCUUUCCUUUAUGCGGAGAUUAUAAGCAGGAUGUUUGACAACGCUUCUCAAUAACAUACUUUUUUGUUCCCGUCAACGGUGGGCGAUGGGAUGCUGUAAGCUGCAGUUUCAUUGGAGAUAUUCGUGUUAGUUAUCAUAUUAAUUAUUAAAAGAAACUUUGGAAUAUAAUAUAUUUCGCGACGUUCUUCGUGUCAGCUUUAAUUCUCCCGCGACGCUGUAAUAAACCUCCGUUGCUAGGUAUACAGGGCAUUUGAGUGGCAGAAGGAACGAAAGACCGCACGCACACGCACACUUCGGCUUGAUCAUGCUAAAAUAUUAACGAGGGGAAGGUGCAUUUCCUUUUAGCUUAUGGAUAACCAAUAAAAGAAUAUCACUACUGUUUGUUGUUGGACAAUGGCUGCUUGGACCAAACUAAGAUUGUGUUAAAGUAUCAAUUCUCUUCGAAACAUAAGUGAUAUUAUUGGUGAAUGAUAUUGCACCAUCCGAAGACUUUGCCUUGGUUUUGAUUUGGAGUUGUUCACGUGAGGAAUAAUUUGAAUGGGUUAGUGAAAACUAUUUCCCGAAUGGUAGCAGACGACAAAGACUCGGGAAGGGAGGAAGGCAUCCCCAUCUCGCCGAGAAUACAAAUAAUGCAUCUUCCAAGAUUGCAAGGCGGCGGACAAGUCAAAUGGAAGCCAUCCGAAAAGAAACGUCCCAAUCACUCGUCAUCCAUCCAACUUCCGGCUGUCUACGAAACAUGGAAGGAGCCCUCUCGCGUCAACCGUCGGAGAACGCAAGCUGCCGCUGCAUUAGCCGCCGAAGCGAGGAGGUCUUCGCGAAGUGUGCCGACCAUUUCCAGGCGAGACAAGACAGAAAGUCCCGAACGGGUUUCCAACUCUGCCCCCUCUUCCAAGCCACGCCCUAGUAACCACGAAAGACACAACUCGGAGCCAACGUCAUCGUCGAAGAAAACCGCCACCGCACCCCGACUUCCUAAAAUUAACACGCUUGUCGCAGGAGCUCCCGAAUCAAACUCAUCCGUCGACUCGCCAGCAUCAUCGCAAAAGCCAAAGCACAGCAAGCCGAAAGAUGCGGGCAAGAAAACUACCUCUCCCUCCCCGACCAAGAAAACCCCCUUGCCCCUCUCCCCAAAGGAACCAAAGGCUCAUGAGGAGGCAACACAAGCUAAAGGGGACAGGUCAAAAAUCCACGCGGAAGAAAACAACCAUGUCGUGACGAAAACCAGCAAAGAGUUGACACAAUCAAAAAAGCUUCCCUCCGAAGGUUUACCUCGCAUUGAAAAGGAAAACAAUGUUGGAACAGUGCAUAAAGAUGGACCAAGUGUAAGAUUAAAAGAUUCGAACACAACAACUUUAACUGAGCGAAAGAAAGAGGAGAAACAUGAAAAGGCUAAAAGCAAUUCUACGAGCAAGGAACCAAGUGAAGAAUAUCAAAGGACGAAUACGACUAAGGGUGAUAGUGAUGUGAAUAUUACUGACCAAAGCGCAAAGGUUUCGAAUAAACUUCCAAAGAGGACCGCGGAGAGAACUACGUCCGAAAAGAAACAUGAAAAUGUUAGCCAUAAACCUGUAUCGGAAUCCCGCAAGGAUAAAACCGCGUCUAAAUCUUAUCAGGAUAAUAAAACAAGAACGUUGGAAAGCCGCGAAGCGCUCGCAAAUAGAACGCAUGCACAAUCGCAUACUAAGUCUACUCUCUGGAAGCAAAGACUUAACGAGAGUCCGACAAAGGCUCCGCCGUCGAGGCCGACAAAUAGCAGGAUAGGUACCGGCUUCAGUAGCAGAGUGAAUCCCCGAUCGAAGUCGGAGCUGGGACGUUCAAAACCACCCAUGCAGCGACGUCGCACGAAGACCGGGUUCUUCACAUCCAGUGGCGAGUUCGUGACCAACGACGAAGACGGGAAACAGAGCGAAGUCAGCGCGGAGACAUCGCGCACCAAACGAACGGAAGCGACGACGACGACGCGGAGAAGCAACGUAAGUGGCUCGACGACGUCAACAAAAUCGUCGUGGAAAUCCACAACCAGCAGCGAGACAUCGAAGAAACCUUUAAGACAACGACCAACUAUCAUUACGAAGAAGACGUUAGCAAGGCAGAAGUUCUACAACUCGGUGUACAAUAACCAGCAUUACAAGAUUCAACGGCAGACGGCAUUUCUGAAGAAGGUCGAAAAAGCUCAGUUGAAGAUUGAUGACGAAAAGACCCGAGAAAUCGCGAAUGCACAGGAAAGGAAGCACGAGAGUGUCGUGCGGCAGUACCAGACGUUGAAGCACAUACGAGAUAAAUUUGACGAGGAACAAGUGAAGAGGUUUUCCCGCCAAUAUGUCUCCUGGCGAAGCGUUGAAGAGGAUCGUCUGAAUAGACAGAGUUCGAUGUAUGGCCUGCCAGACAAUAUCUACGAAGACAGAUAUGACAAGACGUUGAAAGAGAUUCCCAAAGUGAAGAAGCCCAAACCCAAAUCAAAUCCGAAAUCAGACAAGAAGUUUUCCCGCUACGUCCGCUGGGUGAAGAACAUCAGGCGAUUUGAACGGAUUCUGAAGCCAAACAUCGGGGCAGGACUCGAGGACUCGAUGCUUCGCUCGACCCAUGGAGCUCUGGUAGAAGGGAGGGACAUCGUGGAGCUUCACCAGUCGAAUGACGAUGCCGCCGCAGCGAAAGGAGGAGAAGGUCCGAAAAAGACGAAGAAAAUAGUGAAGGUUAGAAACGUGAUCGGAUCAGCAAAACGUCUUCUUCAAGCUACUCAGGAUAUGGACGCAAUCAGCGAGGUUUCUAAUGAGGAUGCUUUUGAUGACGACGAUGGCUACAGUGACGUAUCAUCUUUAGACCUUAGUGAUGACGAGUAGAACAUAAAAUCGUGCUGCCACUUUAUAUUUGCAACAGUGGUUGAUCAUGAAUCAGCGUUCUUCGUCUUCUUCUGAGCAAUGAUCGAAGAUCUUAAACUUAACAUCAUCGGUACUUUUUUCAUUCUAACUCGUUUUUACUCAGUUCGGGAUUUGAUGAAAUUCUUAGUCAACUCGUAAUCUAAGUAAAUAUGAGAGCAGAAUACAACUACAAGUAAUCGUAUGGUCAUUCCAACAUCAAAAGAAAUUUCUCAUUACUCGACUCUCACAAUUAUCUUAUGAUGAUACCUUCAUUUUAUGAGUUGGUGAGCGUGAUGUUGUCAAUACCAAUUAUGCAAUGGAAUUUUACAUAAACCGACAUGGAAAGUUCUUUCUAGCAUUAUAUAAUUCUUAUCAUCAAAUUGUUCAACUCAGGUUAUAUUUGACUUCUUCCAAUUGUCUGGAAAAUGCAUGCACAUGUAUAUAUUUCAAAAAAAUUAACGGUCGAUCGUGAACGAUAGCGAUUGACUUGAAGGUGUUCGAGAAGAUGGGUGGU
This is a messenger RNA of Strongylocentrotus purpuratus (purple sea urchin), 4344 nucleotides long. Its product is annotated as serine/arginine repetitive matrix protein 2. Bases 1536 to 3812 code for a protein of 758 amino acids. The record is from RefSeq and is a predicted model, not a curated record. The transcript has 9 exons. Lineage: Eukaryota; Metazoa; Echinodermata; Echinoidea; Camarodonta; Strongylocentrotidae.